CGACCCGUGCAGCUGCGCGCGGUCCUCGUCGGCGUCUUCUUCCCCCCCCCUCGUCUCCACCUCCCCGUGCUCGCUCACGCUGUCUGUUCCUCGAACCGCCGCGGCGUCACGUCACAGCCACCAGGCGCGAGGCCUGAGGAGGGGGGAGCCGGAGACCGGCGACGCGGGGGAGAGAUGAUCUCGCAGUUCUUCGUGCUGUCGCAGCGCGGCGACCACAUCGUCUUCCGCGACUAUCGCGGCGAGGUGCCCAAGGGCAGCGCGGAGAUCUUCUUCCGAAAGGUCAAGUUCUGGAACGAGGACGAGGCCGAGGAGGCGCCUCCAGUGUUCAAUAUCGAUGGGGUUAAUUAUGUCCAUGUCAAAGUCGCGGGACUAUUUUUUGUGGUAACCACAAUGGUCAAUAUCUCGCCGUCGCUUCUCUUGGAACUUCUGCAAAGGAUCGCACGUGUUACAAAAGACUAUCUUGGUGUACUAAAUGAAGAUUCUUUGAGGAAGAACUUCAUUUUAGUCUACGAGUUGCUCGAUGAAGUUAUUGACUUCGGGUACCCACAAACAACUUCUACCGAGGCUCUGAAGUCGUACAUAUUUAAUGAGCCAAUCAUGGUUGAUGCUGGACGGUUGCCACCACUUGGUCCUGCUGCUAUGUUCAUGCAAGGCACGAAGCGGAUGCCGGGUACGGCUGUGACAAAAUCUGUUGUUGCUAAUGAGCCUGGUGGGAAAAAGAGAGAGGAGAUUUUUGUUGAUAUCAUUGAAAAAAUAAGCGUGACAUUCAGCUCGAGUGGUUAUAUACUUACCUCUGAGAUUGAUGGAACCAUCCAAAUGAAAAGUUACCUUAGUGGGAAUCCAGAAAUCCGUCUAGCUCUGAAUGAGGAUUUGGGCAUUGGAAAGAAUAGCUCUUCUACACAUGAUUACAGAAGUUCUUCUGGAGGAGGAUCCGUCGUUCUUGAUGAUUGUAACUUCCAUGAGUCAGUGCAGCUCGACAGUUUUGACAUUGACAGAACUCUGCAUUUAAUACCACCUGAUGGAGAAUUUCCAGUGAUGAACUACCGGAUGACUCAAGAAUUUAAGCCACCCUUCCGCGUUACUGCACUAAUUGAAGAAGCUGGCCCAUCUAGGGCUGAAGUUCUAUUGAAAAUACGGGCAGACUUUCCUGCGAAUGUCACUGCUAACACAAUCACAGUACAGAUGCCAGUACCCUCUUACACUAUGAGGGCAAGUUUUGAACUGGAAGCUGGGGCAGUUGGACAGACAACGGAUUUUAAAGAAGGAACUAGGAGACUGGAGUGGAAUCUAAAGAAGAUUGUUGGUGGUUCCGAGCAUACCCUUCGUGCAAAGCUCACAUUUUCUCAGGAGACACAUGGAAACCUCACAAAGGAAGCCGGACCAGUAAACAUGAACUUCACUAUACCUAUGUACAAUGCUUCAAAGUUACAGGUCAGAUAUCUUCAGAUAGCGAAGAAAUCCAAAACAUACAAUCCAUACAGGUGGGUCAGAUAUGUGACACAGGCCAACUCGUAUGUAGCCCGGCUAUGAGGACAUUGUUUGUACAAUUCUUCCAAAGGCCCUUGUGCAACUUUCUUUUAGUGUUAAUUUUUUCUUCUGUAAUAUGCAGAAAAUGCAUGAUGGUUGUUUGUAUUCUGAGCAGUGAAUAAAUUUCAUGUUCGUCUGGUAA
This is a messenger RNA of Hordeum vulgare subsp. vulgare (domesticated barley), 1669 nucleotides long. Its product is annotated as AP-4 complex subunit mu. Lineage: Eukaryota; Viridiplantae; Streptophyta; Magnoliopsida; Poales; Poaceae. The transcript has 13 exons. Gene Ontology annotation, cellular component: trans-Golgi network; cytoplasmic vesicle; clathrin adaptor complex. The coding region runs from base 175 to 1530 and encodes 451 amino acids. The record is from RefSeq and is a predicted model, not a curated record. Gene Ontology annotation, biological process: Golgi to lysosome transport; protein targeting.